This is a messenger RNA of Neocloeon triangulifer, 391 nucleotides long. RefSeq names its product mitochondrial import receptor subunit TOM7 homolog (gene Tom7). Gene Ontology annotation, biological process: protein import into mitochondrial matrix. The coding region runs from base 128 to 286 and encodes 52 amino acids. Lineage: Eukaryota; Metazoa; Arthropoda; Insecta; Ephemeroptera; Baetidae. The record is from RefSeq and is a predicted model, not a curated record. Gene Ontology annotation, cellular component: mitochondrial outer membrane translocase complex. The transcript is spliced from 3 exons.
AAGACACACCCCCUUUCCACAAACAACAAUCUAAAAACUCGUGGUCAGUGUUGAGUGUGCAUGCUUGUUGUUUUUGUCUGCUUCUAGUGCUGCAUCGCCAAAUUAUUUUGGAAUACCAGAAAACGAGAUGGAAACUGGAACGAAACAGCGACUCGCCAAAGUGACUGCCCUCACAAGAACAAUUUUCCACUGGGGUUUCAUUCCCACUGUCCUUUACUUAGGAUUCAAGAAAGGCGCUGAUCCAGGAAUGCCUCCCCUCACCAUCUUCAGCUUACUGUGGCAGUAAAGGGUUGCCCUUAAUAAUGUAGCUGAUAAUUUCUUAAAUAGACAAUUAAUUUCAAUGAUUUAAGUGGUUGUUAAAAAAUACAAAUUUAAUUUUAAGUCAGACACA